AUGGCGUUCCUCGCGCCUCCUUCCCCGUCCGGGACCGCGUCGCGCGUGUCGCUAUUCGCGAGAGAUCUGCAGCUCCGCCUUCGGCCAUCCGUCACCGUGACCGCCGUUCCCGCCGCGAUCAGUGGUGGAUCUGUGCGGCUUUGCUGCACGUGCGAAUCGCAUUCGCCUUCGUCAGCUAAUAACGGUCCGACAAACGAGGCAUCGUUUCCUACUUUUCAGGAACGCGCACGGUCGUUGAACAACGUAGCAUAUCCUCUCUUCAGCUCCUCCAGCCAAUCAGAUGGUUCCAAAUCAGCUGCGACGUCGCCUGUAUCCGUCGCCGAGCGCGCUGACUCCAUUCCGUGCGACGAUGGCGACAACUUCCAACGUCUCGUGUCCGAUCAUCUCGCCGCACGCGUGCGACGAUACGGCCCGUCGUUCCUCGUCGGCACGUGUGUCGCACUCAGCCUAGCCUUCGGCUUGCCGCGCGCGGCGCAAGCUAAAGCCGACAAGCCGCUCGCCCCGCCGCCCACGCCGAUAGUGGGACGGCAGACCCCCGACGGGGGGAAGGCGGGGGGGAAGGAGGCGGCGGAAAGCACGCGCGCGCAAGCGGAGGAGCAGGAGCGCGCGGUGAAGAUGCUGGAGGACUUUUUGGCGAAGCACCCGCGCGACGUGACGGCGCUGCGCAUGCUGUUGCGCGUGCGCAUGAAAUGCGCGGACUUCGCGGGGGGCAUCAAGAUCCUGGACCAGCUCGUGGAGAUAGAGCCGGACGACAUGGAGUGGAAGUACAUCCGCGCGCAGGCGCAGGAGUUCGUGGGGGACCUGCAGGCGGCGCGCAAGGGCUUCCAGGACAUCCUCAAAGUCGACCCCUUCUCCGCGCGCGCGCUCCAGGGCCUAGCAACGGUGAUGCGGCGCAGCGGCGAGGACAGCCUGGUGCUGGGGAUGGUGGAGGAGGCGGUGGGAAAGGCGGGGCAGGCGGGCAAGCAGCAGGAGGCCACCAACCUCAAGAUGCUGCUGGGCCAGCUGCACGCGCUGCAGGGCAACGUGGAGGCAGCCAUAGCGCAGUACGACGCCAUCAGUGCAAGUGACCCGAGUGACUUCCGGCCGUACCUGUGCAAGGGGCUUGUGUUCUCCCUCAUGGGCGACACCAAGCAGGCCGACGCACACUUCAAGGAGUUCCGCCGCCGCUGCCCCAAGAACUACGCCAGCUACCUGGAUAACAUGCUGGUUAAAUCCACGGUGGAGGCGCGGCGGCAGGAGGUGAGGAGCAGUGGGGAGUUCUGA
This is a messenger RNA of Closterium sp. NIES-65, 1263 nucleotides long. Lineage: Eukaryota; Viridiplantae; Streptophyta; Zygnematophyceae; Desmidiales; Closteriaceae. The record is from the annotation of a GenBank genome assembly.